Molecule: messenger RNA, 799 nt
Organism: Umbelopsis ramanniana AG
Lineage: Eukaryota; Fungi; Mucoromycota; Umbelopsidomycetes; Umbelopsidales; Umbelopsidaceae
Exons: 5
Coding region: 11-697 (228 amino acids)
Molecular function (GO): oxygen binding; heme binding
Source: RefSeq, a predicted model, not a curated record
AUUUAAUACAAUGGAACAUAUCGACCGCACCCAACUCUACACUGACUCGGACUAUCGAUUCGGCUAUGUUUCCAAGUUUAUGGAAUUUGGCGCCGAUGAUAUUGAGGCGAUCAAGGCAGUAGCUGAACAAGUUCGUCCAUUGGUCCCGGUGGUAGUAGAUGCUGUCUAUGACAAACUUUUCCAAUUUGACAUCACCAAGAAGCACUUUCUUCCUAAGAACGAAGGCUUCCAAGGUCCUACUGAUGGACAGGGUAAAGUUGCGGAUAGUAUUGAAGACCUUACCAUAGAUAACCCGCAAAUCAAGUUCCGCAAAGAUUUUUUGAGCAAAUACCUCAACCGACUUCUCUCUGGUCCAUAUGAUGAAAAGAUGCUGAAGUAUCUUGAUUGGGUUGCCAAGAUCCACACAGAUACGCCAAGUAAGAAAAGUAAAAUAUCCGUCGACUAUAUCCAUGUGAAUGCGUUGAUGGGAUAUGUAGAGUCCACUCUGGUAGGUGGCUUGCUGUCACUUAAAUUGGACAGAGAAACAGAGUCUGCCGCGCUGCUUGCCUUCAACAAACUUCUUUGGAUCCAAAAUGAUUUCUUUGCAAAGUACUAUUGCAAGGAUGGCGUCGAGGAGCAAUCAGUGUCAAGCACAUGUUCGUUCAUGAACUCCGCGUGUCAAAAUACUAAAAAGUCGGAUUCCAUAACAUUAUUAUAAUCUUCGUGUCGCUAAGGUCUGCCAACACAGAAAUGCAAACCCAUAUGAGGCAUAACGUGAUAUUAUGAGCUGUAACUAGAUCAUGUCGUCGUCAACUUAUUU